Suillus subalutaceus is the source of this 1440-nucleotide messenger RNA. RefSeq names its product CoA-transferase family III domain-containing protein. The coding region runs from base 121 to 1416 and encodes 431 amino acids. Gene Ontology annotation, molecular function: catalytic activity. The record is from RefSeq and is a predicted model, not a curated record. Lineage: Eukaryota; Fungi; Basidiomycota; Agaricomycetes; Boletales; Suillaceae. The transcript has 10 exons.
CGAGCUUCUAUUUAACCAACAUCCCAAUUUCGCGCACUACGAACUAGCAGUUCAAGUUGUUCACGCACACGUUCGAACUUUGCAGAACGCGAAAAAAUCGCGCUAGACUUGACAAUAAUUAUGGCCCUGACACCACCUAGCUGGUCAAUCACCGCGUUCAAGGUCACUGGGAGUUCCAGUAGACCUGUAAUUUCCUAUAACAUUGCCAGUCACAAACGCGCCACCCGCCCCCUCAGACGAUCUUCCCACUGGCAGGAAUCAGGGUUCUUGAGCUUGGACAACUCAUUCGCUGGCCCAUUCUGCGGCCAAUUGCUAGGAGAUCAUCAAGUUGAACCGCCUUCAACCGGAGACCCACUACGAGUAUGGCGCGAGCUCGAUAUUGACGGAACGAGCCCUUGGUUCCGAAGCCUUGCGAGAAACAAAAAGAGCAUUGCUAUUGACCUGAGGAAACAGGAAGGAAGAGAAAUCGUGAAGCGGUUGGCUGUAAAAAGCGACGUCAUAGUCGAAAACUUUCAAGCCUGGAAGGUAUCUUUAGCUCUGGAAAAGUGGGGUCUUGGGCCACAGGAGUUACAUAAAGAGAAUCCCUCCCUGAUCUUCACCCGUGUCAGCGGAUAUGGUCAAACAGGUCCAUGGGCUUCGCGACCAGGAUAUGCGUCCGUAUGUGAAGCUGAACCUAACAUCAGUCUUGGUGACUCUGUCGCUGGUUUACACGCAGCGUUUGGCACUAGUGAGAGGCAAGUGCUGGCAUUGUUGUCGAAGCAGAAAAAGGCCUCACGAGGGGAGCAAGGUGGUGAGACGGUCGAUGUGAGCAUUAUGGAGAGCAUGUUGAACCUGAUGGAAGGCAUAAUUCCAGAGUAUGACCGUAAAGGCAAGAUCCGCGGACCAUCAGGUUCGUCGGUGACCGGCAUAGUUCCCACUAACGCCUACCCCUGCCUCCCAUUACCAUCAACACCCUCCUCGCCGACAUACAUAAUCAUCGGUGCAAAUGGAGAUACCCUCUACGCACGACUGAUGCGUGCCAUUGGUCGUGAAGACCUCAUAGGAGCGUCGUACGCUCACAAUCACCAUCGCGUCGCACGGCAAGGUGAGAUCGAAGAAGCCAUUUCAGCAUGGACCAGUCAGCGGCAGGUUGAAGAAGGCGCUAGCAUCCCUGUCGGACGUGUCGUCGGCGUGAAAGAGAUUGUGGAAAGCGAACAAGUAAAGGCCAGAGGAGCAGUGGAGGACGUAGAGGUUGGCAGGGAGGGAGAGGGAUGGAAAGUCAAGAUGCCGAGAGUUUUUCCUCUGCUCGAAGGCUGCGAUACGAAGACCAGAUGGGCAGGACCUGAUCUGGGUGCACAUACAGAGGAAAUCUUGGGAGAAUUAGGGUUGAACAUUGAAAGUAUCAUCCGGUUGAGAGAAGAGGGCGUUAUUGGUUGAGGGAUUCUUAAGCCCGGUAUCCAG